AUGGGGGACUUAGGUGUUGGUGGAACUGGAGCUGGUGCAGAGGGCAAAGGUGGUGAUCGAGUUGAUGCAGCAGAAGGCCUUAUUAUUGAAGGGGGCCUUGGUGUGGGGGCAGUGGGUACGGAUGGCCGUGGUGGUGAAGUUAGAGGAGGUGCAACGGCGGGCCUUAGUGGUGCGGGGGCAGUGGGUACGGAUGGCCGAGGUGGUGAAGCUAGAGGAGGUGCAACAGCGGGCCUUAUUGGUGGUGCAAUAGAGGGCCUUGGUGGUGCGGGGGCAGUAGUUGGUGCUGGAGCUACAACUGGUGCAACAGUGGGUCUUGUUGGAGCUACAGCUGGAACUGGUGGGCGAGGUGCAGGUGGUGCAACAGUUGGGAUUGUUGGAGCUGCAGCUGGCACUGGUGGGCGAGGUCCAGGUGGUGCAACAGUUGGGAUUGUUGGAGCUGCAGCUGGCACCGGUGGGCGAGGUGCGGGUGAUGGAACAGUGGGGCUUACUGGAGCUGCUGUUGAUACCGGUGAGCGAGGUGCAGGGGGGCUUACUGGAGCUGCAGUAGAGGGCCUUGGUGGUGCGGGAGGAGUAGUUGGUGCUGGUGCUGCAACUGGGGAAGAUGGUUGCGCAGUAGGAGCAGGAGAAGGAGACCGUGGUGGUGGCAGCUGUUGGGGUGGUGGUGGAGGGGGUGGCUGCUGA
This is a messenger RNA of Salvia splendens (bonfire salvia), 681 nucleotides long. RefSeq names its product glycine-rich cell wall structural protein 1-like. Lineage: Eukaryota; Viridiplantae; Streptophyta; Magnoliopsida; Lamiales; Lamiaceae. The transcript has a single exon. The coding region runs from base 1 to 681 and encodes 226 amino acids. The record is from RefSeq and is a predicted model, not a curated record.